GCCACUCACUGUUUACACAAGUGGACCUGACACACAAGAGGGCUUUUCUCUGUCCUGAAAGGAUUUUCACAUUUUCAUAAAAAUGUGUUCAUUUAGACCCAUUUAACCAAAAGCAUCACCCAGAGGGGAUUUGAACUCGUAACCUCUUGAGCUGCAGUCAAAGGCUGUGACAGGUGACAGGAACAGUAUCACGGGAACAGUAUCUUCGUUCCCACGAAGAGCCGAAAGCGUUUUCUGUUAUAAAGUAUCUACUGUGAGCUCACGUCGCUGGUGGAUGUCAUGUAUUAUGUAACAGAUACUACUAUCCAACGCGAUGUCGCCGACAGGGGGGUGGUAGGUACGGAUGUGAACUUGUGACCACUGUUGUCAAACGAUCUGCCACUGAUAGGGCUUAUACAAAUCCUCUCACCUAACCCGUAUUGACAGCUUUAAUCUAUCUUUGAAAAAAAUAUUUAUUCGAAAAAAAGGUUCAAAUAUUUUAUUUUGAAAUGUUGAACAAAUAUUUCACAAAGAAAGUUUUAAAAAAGUUUUGAAAGGUUGAAAAAAUAUUUUCGAAAAAAGGUUAAAAAUUGAUGAGUACUUGAUAAGGACUCUACUAUACUCUACUGUACUCUGCUUUAAUCUACUAUUCUUUAGGUUUCUGUGUUCUCCUCCUCUCUGAUUGACAGCUGGAGAUGGAGCUGAAGGUGUGGGUGGAGGGCGUGGCCAGAGUGGUGGGUGGCCUAUCGCUGGACACUUCUUGCCAGGAAGUGGUCAUCGCUCUUGCUCAAGCCAUUGGUCAGAAAGGACGCUACGUGCUGCUUCAGAAGCUGCGGGGUUGUGAGAGGAGGCUGGUGGCGGAUGACUGUCCUCUGCGCUCCCUGGCCCAGGUGGGUACCCUGGCCAAGGAGGUCCAGUUCAUCCUGCGCAGGACUGGGCCCAGCCUGGGGGAUGAGUCCCCUGGCUGGGCUCCAUCACUUCUCCCCCUACACCCCGACCCUGAACCCCCCACACGCUGGGAGCCCAGGAAGGCUUUGAGCUUUCACCUCGGGCCCUCCACCAUCCCCAGACGGACUAGAGCCCAGACGGGGGCUCCCAGAGGUUCUCCUGAGCUGAGGGCUUCUACCCCCCCCCCCUCCCACGCUCCCUCCCCCUCCUCCCACGCUCCCUCCCCCCCCUCCCCUGCUCCCUCCCCCCACUCCCCUGCUCCCUCCCCCUCCUCCCACGCUCCUCCCUCCCCUCUCUCUAAGGAAGACAUCUUCAGUCAGGCGCUAAAGCAACAGGAGACACUACGAGACAUAGAGGCCCAGCUCAGAGGCCUGGAGAGGGAGGAGGAGACCUGGGAGAGGCCUCUAACUCCAGCCCCAGGCCUGGCUCGGGGCCUACAGGAGGAGAGGCUGAACCAGGCUGAGGUGAUCUUGGAAGAGCAGCUACAGGUGGAGAUGGAGAGAGAACAAGACUUGCUCCGGCGCCUGAAGCAUCUGUGCUCCUGUCUGGAAGACUGCAGCGGCCGAGUGCUGGAGCUCCAGGCCAGUGCGGAGGACCAGGGGAGAGACCUACAGCACGAGGCCCAGCGGCAGGGCUCCCGGCUGGGCAGGGCUCGUCCCACAGCCCCCCUGGACACCCUGAGGCUGGAGCUCCACCUGCGCCAGGUGCAGGGGGAGGAGCUGAAGGCCAUGAUGAUGGAGGCGGAGAGAGAGACGCAGGCGGUGGAGGAGCAGAUGCAGGAGAAGCGGCAGGAGAUGGAAGAGCUGAACAAGGACUUCAGACAGUGUAACCUCCAGCAGUUCAUCCAGCAGACAGGAAACUCACCUGCACUUGACCACACACACACACCUGACCACCCACACACACCCCUGCCGGACCACACACACCCCUCUCAACCUCUCCACACAUCCCCCCUCCCACCUGACCAGACACACCCUGCCCCCAUCUCCACGCCCCACCCAGGCCACGCCCCCAUACCCUAUCUGUGCAGCGCAGGCAUGCUGGAUGAGGAUCAGAGUGACUCUGUGAUCGUGUGCUAACAGGACAUACUCCCCCUGUGUGAUCACUGCUCCUCCAUGCACUGCUCACACACACCUCCACCACACACACCACUCCUCACACACACCUCCACCACACACACCACUCCUCACACACACCUCCACCACACACACCACUCCUCACACACACCUCCACCACACACACCACUCCUCACACACACCUCCACCACACACACCACUCCUCACACACACCUCCACCACACACACCACUCUCCCCCCCCCCCUUAAGUUUUACUAAACAUGAAAGGAUUUCUUCUGGCAUGGUUCUGUCACUUCCUGUCCAGGGCUGUGUGAAUGUUAAACUGCCCUGUCACUUCUUGUCCAGGGCUAUGUGAAGGGUAACCUGCUCUGUCACUUCCUGUCCAGGGCUGUGUGAAGGUUAAACUGCUCUGUCACUUCCUGUCCAGGGCUGUGUGAAGGGUAACCUGCUGUUUGUUUUGCAGCAAGCAGCUGUCUGAUGUGACUAUCAGGAUGUGUGUGUGUCUGUGCAUGUGUGUGUGUGCAUGUGUGAGUGAGCAUGUGAGUGUGUUUGAGCGUGAGUGUGUUUAUAAGUGUGUGAACGUGUGUGAGUGUCUAUGUGAAAGUGUGACAAUGAUAUAUGUUUUAUGAUACUUUGUAAAUACAUGCUAUACAUUUAAUAAAACUAAAUUAAUAUAUGCUA
Messenger RNA from Osmerus eperlanus (European smelt), 2685 nucleotides. Its product is annotated as ras association domain-containing protein 7-like. The record is from RefSeq and is a predicted model, not a curated record. Gene Ontology annotation, biological process: signal transduction. NCBI's taxonomy places the organism in Eukaryota, Metazoa, Chordata, Actinopteri, Osmeriformes, Osmeridae.